Nymphalis io (European peacock) is the source of this 1019-nucleotide messenger RNA. It is a transcript of the gene DnaJ-11, whose product is annotated as dnaJ homolog subfamily C member 30, mitochondrial-like. The record is from RefSeq and is a predicted model, not a curated record. The coding region runs from base 164 to 823 and encodes 219 amino acids. NCBI's taxonomy places the organism in Eukaryota, Metazoa, Arthropoda, Insecta, Lepidoptera, Nymphalidae. The transcript is spliced from 5 exons.
CUACCUACUUAAUUUUUAUUUGUAUAUAAGGCUGUUGCAUUUUGACAAUGACAUUGACGAUUAUUGUAUAAUCAAAACACGAGUCAGGCAAUCAUCAUGAUCACAAUCGGUUUAGACUAAAGUAUCUAAUUUGUAAUGCUGGUGUAUAAUAAUUGUUUCGAAAAUGUUAGGCCAAAAUAAAGCAAGGAUUUUUUCUGGAGUUCUACGUUCAAUUAGCACGACGCCUAGUAUUGCAGCCAGUCAUUAUGAUGUAUUGGGAGUUACACCGAGUUCUACUCAAAGCGAUAUUAAGUCUGCAUAUUAUAAAUUAUCGAAACUUUACCAUCCAGAUACGUCCAAGGAUGAAGAAUCGGCUAAAAAAUUUAGAGCAAUCACUGAAGCAUAUAAAGUAUUAGGAAAUAUAAAACUUAAAAAAAUGUAUGAUAAAGGUCUUCUUGUUGGUACAGAGAAUACUUCUAGAAUGGACUUCAAACCAGAGCCUGAACCUACAGAUCCAACACUAAAGUUCUAUAAGUCUCGUCAAGUACGUAAUGUUAUACCAAAUACGGAUGGAAGAACACCAAUUUAUGACUUCGACACUUGGUCUAGAAAUCACUAUGGAGAUUUAUUAAAAAAAAAACAGUACGAACAAAAUUUCAUUAAAACUCAACAACAAAAACAAGUGAAUAUUGAAAAUGAUAUAAGUCAGGAAAAGAUAAUGUAUGUGAUGGUUUCAAUUCUAGUACUUUUUAUUGGUUUAAUAACAUAUGGUCGAAGUGAUUACGACACAGAUAAUACUGAAAAACAAAAGAAAGCAGAACAAGAAUCAAGCAGCAAUGUAUAGUUGGAUAAAGCUUGUAAUAGUUAGUUAGAUUACAAAAGAAAUAUAUUUUAUUGUUUCACAUAAUGCGUUGUUAUCAUUAAUUAUUAGUAUAUAAACAUGUGAAACACAUAUUAAAAUGUAUAUAUUGUACAUACCUCAUUACUGGAUAAUUGUAGAUAAAUUAUUUUUUGUUUUAAUAAAUUAUUAGAAUAUAAAA